Messenger RNA from Colias croceus (clouded yellow), 637 nucleotides. RefSeq lists its product as uncharacterized. Bases 164 to 487 code for a protein of 107 amino acids. Lineage: Eukaryota; Metazoa; Arthropoda; Insecta; Lepidoptera; Pieridae. The record is from RefSeq and is a predicted model, not a curated record. The transcript has 3 exons.
CAGUUUUAGUGCAAACGGAGCAGAGCGCGCGUUUCGUAUACAGCCAGCCAGCGCGCGCGUUCGGGGACUCCUUAUAUAUAAGGAGAUCUUACGAAACCGUUAGCACAUUCGGACUAUAGUCUGUCCAGGAAAUCAUCUGUUGUUGUCUCCCUAGUCGGCCAACAUGUCACCUCUAUUUCUGAUUAUUGGGCUAUGUUUGCUCGCUACAGCCAGAUGCACUCCCUACAUCGACAACCAAACGCGACCACAGGUGUUAAACUAUGAAAUGGAAACCGCCAAUAUGCCAAAUUCCUACAAAUUUCACUAUGACGCCAAUGAUGGAUCUUCACGGACAGAGCACGGCGAAAUCUUAAAUCCUGGUACCAAGGACGCGGCGUUAGAUGUUUUAGGUGCAGUGCGAUGGUAUGAUGACAAAGGGCACCUCUACGAAAUGACAUAUAAAGCAGGAAGAAGAGGCUAUCGAACGAUUAUUAAGAAAUUAUCAUAGGAAAGCCUACGACAUUGUCCAAAAAUUAAAAUGGAAAAGAUUAACAAGACUGGAUGUAAUAUUUCUAUUUAUUUGAACGUCUCACAAGACAUUAUUUAUUUAUUAAAUUAUUGUUGUUCGAUUUGUAUUAAACUUUAGUCAAUUAUGGUA